UUCGUCGUUUUUAUUUGAGGUUAUGUUUAUGUGAAAACGAAAAGAAAACAUUGCUUUUGUUUAUUUGUGUGAAAAUGAGUGAAAAAAGGACAAUUUAUGUGGGAGGAUUGGCAGAGGAAGUGACUGAGAAGCUCCUGAAUGAUGCUUUUAUACCUUUUGGUGAUUUAGUGGACAUCCAAGUGCCCAUUGACUAUGAAUCUCAGAAACACCGGGGUUUUGCCUUCAUUGAGUACGAGAGUCCGGAAGAUGCGGCUGCUGCCAUAGACAAUAUGAAUGAUUCCGAGCUAUAUGGGCGAACAAUUCGGGUAAAUCUGGCCAAGCCACAGAGGAUAAAGGAGGGUAGCAAUAGACCCGUGUGGGCAGAAGACAGCUGGCUCAUUAAACACGCAGGAGCGACACUGAAGAACAAGGAGGAUGCUGCUGAGGGAACUGUGGCAGAAGGAGUGACAACAGAGGAAGAGCCAAAGGAAGUUAAAACAACCGAAAGCAGGAAUCCCCAAGUUUACUUUGACAUCCGGAUUGGAAAUAGCGAUGCUGGGCGGAUAAUAAUGCUCCUGAGGGCGGAUGUUGUGCCAAAGACUGCAGAAAAUUUCCGGGCACUGUGUACAGGAGAGCAGGGAUUUGGCUAUGCGGGAAGCAUUUUUCAUCGUGUUAUCCCGGAUUUCAUGUGCCAGGGUGGUGACUUUACAAACAAAAACGGCACAGGGGGCAAAUCGAUCUAUGGCAGGAAGUUUGCAGAUGAGAACUUUGAUUUGAAGCACACAGGCUUUGGAACAUUGAGCAUGGCCAAUUCCGGACCCAAUACCAAUGGCUCCCAGUUCUUCCUGUGCACCACAAAGACAGACUGGCUCAAUGGGAAGCACGUUGUAUUUGGGCAUGUAAUCAGUGGUGCGGAUGUUUUGAGGAAAAUCGAAAAGUGUGGCACAAAGAGUGGAACACCAACGCAAAAGAUUUCCAUCGUAGCGUGCGGAGAACUAAAGUGAGAUCUUCCCAAAAAAUUAUUUUUCCGGUAAUAAAAUCCAUUUUAUUCACACCA
This is a messenger RNA of Lutzomyia longipalpis, 1036 nucleotides long. RefSeq names its product peptidyl-prolyl cis-trans isomerase E (gene cyp33). The coding region runs from base 75 to 983 and encodes 302 amino acids. NCBI's taxonomy places the organism in Eukaryota, Metazoa, Arthropoda, Insecta, Diptera, Psychodidae. Gene Ontology annotation, cellular component: intracellular membrane-bounded organelle. The transcript is spliced from 2 exons. Gene Ontology annotation, biological process: protein folding; protein peptidyl-prolyl isomerization. The record is from RefSeq and is a predicted model, not a curated record. Gene Ontology annotation, molecular function: RNA binding; peptidyl-prolyl cis-trans isomerase activity.